Molecule: messenger RNA, 5581 nt
Organism: Eleginops maclovinus (Patagonian blennie)
Lineage: Eukaryota; Metazoa; Chordata; Actinopteri; Perciformes; Eleginopidae
Product: CAP-Gly domain-containing linker protein 4-like
Exons: 16
Coding region: 1213-3465 (750 amino acids)
Biological process (GO): nuclear migration involved in conjugation with cellular fusion; cytoplasmic microtubule organization; establishment of mitotic spindle orientation
Cellular component (GO): spindle pole body; microtubule plus-end; spindle
Molecular function (GO): microtubule plus-end binding
Source: RefSeq, a predicted model, not a curated record
UUCAAACAGUAACCCUCUUAAACUAUGUAGUUUAGAGAUAUGGAGACCGCAUUUCAGAAAUUAAAUGUAGCUUAGUUGCCAAAAUACUGUUCCCACACUUCCUCUAACACCCUUCUACAGUUCUUUAUUUAAUAAGGUGAAAUGGAAAACACUUAGUCAGUGCAUGUGCUUCUGCAUGAGGCGUUCAAUAAAUCCUUUACGCUUGAGGCUGUCGGUUCGAGGUUGGGCUUUUAUUGUGUUACUUACAAACUUCUCACUGCCACGUUCAAGACCCAAAGGACCACCAAAGCCUGAACUAGCAAUUUAGUUUGAAAUCAUGAGACACAGUGCUUUGUCUGUAUUGGUUUUAUUGGUAUUCAUGGGAAGUUUUGCUGUUAUGAUCUAUAUAUCUCUUACUGCUAAAGCCAGUCCUCACAAAGCGAUUGUACUUGGAAAAUAGAUUGUAUCGUCCACAAGGGAAUCCUUUCUCUUGUACUCCAUUAAACAUUAAAGCUGAGUGAUUUCAAAUGUUCACAUUGGGAUUUAACUGCAUAGAAAAAACUAUCAUUAUUCUAAAAUGUUUCCCAUUUGGCUAAAAUUAAUUAUUUAUUAGGACAAAAUAAUAACUCUAAGUUUGUAUUCAUUUUACGUGAUAUAAUAAUGAACUUGUAUGACAUUUAACAAACAGAUUUCUCUUUAAAAAUACAUUUAAAAGACAUUUGUUUUCGGGAGGUCUCAGUGAGCUUCAGCUGCACCUCUCCUCUGGAGCGGACAUGGAUUCAGUGGUGGGCCAAUGGGUGCUUUCACAUGAUGAACGCUUGCUGUCAAGAGGGAUCGGACCCUGGCCUUUACGGUGAAGGACAGCCACCCUCAUCACGAGCACCACUUUGCUGCUCUUUCACGCUGAGUUUGUUUGCACCGUCACCCCACAGACACAUUCUCUGCAUCGUGGGUCUUACGGUUGACUGAUCAGAUGAAGCGUUGGUGCGGUCAGCAGAGCACACGACUGGAAAGUGAGAGUGACAUUCCAGACGGGGAGAGUCAGAAGUGAAAACUGGCUGCAAAUAGCCCAUGGACCUGGAAGUGAGGGGAACAACAGGGCAUAUUCAGCGGGAGGGGCUGUCAUUGGAGGUGGAAAAGGGGACUGGUAUUUUAAGAAGCAGCUUGGUUGGAUGUUGUACUGGAUCCAGUCUGUGUCUCUUGAUUUGAGUUUAGCUGCACUGGAAAGCUCUCAUGGAGGUCAACUUGAAAGAGGAUAAAGGAGAAGAUGGCUGCCCUGAGGGGGAGAUGACAAAGGAGGAUGUUUCAGAGCCUGUUGAGGGAGACACUCUGCGGGACUGGGCCUCCUCCCACCAGCGGCCCGUUAUCCAUCAGGUGGCCUCUGCACCCAUGCCCAGUGACUGUGAGUUCUCCUUCUUUGACCCGAGUGAGCCGCAGUGCAGAGAGGUUCUUGUGGAUCCCAGCACCACCAUACCGGAGCUGUUCGCCGUCCUCAGGCAGUGGGUGCCCCAGGUGCAGAAGAACGUUGACCUCAUCGGCAAUGAGAUCCUAAAGAGAGGCUGCGGUGUGAAUGAUCGAGACGGUCUGACGGACAUGAGCCUCCUGCACUACUGCUGCAAGGCCGGGGCCCAGGGCAUCGGUGACGCAGAGAUAGCGGCUGGGUUUGCACGCCAGCUCCUUUCCUCGGGUGCUGAUCCCAACCUCCGCUCGCGCUGGACUAGCAUGAAGGCUCUGCACUACGCCGCCUACUUUGACGUCCCCCAGCUGAUCCGGGUGGUGCUGCAGGCCUCCCAGCCUGGAGAGGUAGAUGCCACCUGUAGUGACUUUGACUUUGGCACGCCCCUGCACAUCGCUGCGUCCAACCUGUGCACGUCAGCUGUCAAAUGUCUCCUGGAGCUGGGAGCCAACCCUGCUUUCAGAAAUGAAAAAGGGCAGUGCCCAGCAGACGUUGUGCCUGACCCCCUGGACAUGCCCCUGGAGAUGGCAGAUGCAGCUGCCAUGGCGAAAGAGCUCUGGACUUUGUUGAGGCGGGCUUUACCCAGACCCAGCUCCCCCCUGCCGCUCACACUGCAGUCCCAGCCCCUCCCUGUGCUCUCCGAUAAGGCCAGGAUCCAGCUCGCCGCCAUGGGACUCCGACUAGGAGACCGUGUAGUGAUAGCUGGACAGAAGGUUGGAAGGCUUCGAUUCUGUGGCAGCACCGAGUUCUCUGGAGGCCUCUGGGCCGGAGUGGAGCUGGACAAACCGGAGGGAAAGAAUGACGGCUCGGUAGCUGGGGUUCUGUAUUUCACCUGUCGGAUCAAACAUGGAAUCUUUGCUCCCCUCUCCAAGAUAAGCAAACCUUUGGAAAGACAUAAAGCCAACACCAGAAAGACCUCUACUCCCUUAAGACCCCCUCGUCGCAUCGAUGUAUCCCGCGUCACCUCCAAGAUAAACACAGGUUUAUCUCCAUCUGGUCAAAAAGCCUUUGAGAAUCAAAAAAGUCCACCGUGUCCCAAUCAGGGCCCAGAGGGAGACGCCUCAGUGACAAACACAGGCGUUCUCUCCCGCUCUCUCUCCUCUUCAUCCUCUUCGCUGGAUUCUCGGCAUGGACCAGGGGCCCGACCCCGUCCCCUGCCAAGGCAGCGUCUUCCAGCCAGGCAGCGGAGGGAGCGUGCUUCUCUCAGUCCGAGGACCGCGCCCUCACCUGCGCUCCGCUCCUCUCCCGACAACACUGCUCUUCCUUCCUCUGGUUUUCGAAGUAAAACCCCCUCGGCUAGUAGCUCAGUGUGUGGGGGCCCCGAGGUGCGCCUGGGGGAGAGGGUGCUGGUGGUUGGUCAAAGGACUGGUGUAGUGCAGUUCUACGGGAAAACCAACUUUGCUCCAGGGCUCUGGUUGGGCAUUGAGCUGGAUAAGCCCAGUGGUAAGAACGAUGGGUCAGUGGGAGGUGUGAGGUACUUCAGCUGCCCUUCCAAACAUGGCGUCUUUGCUCCACCUUCUCGCGUUCAGAGGAUCCAUGGAUCUGUUGACUGCCUGUCGGAGCUCUCCUCCUCGCGAAACCCUUUCAGCGGGACCAUCCGUCGCACUUUCAGCACAUCCUCUGCCAUCGCUGCCUCCAAGGAGACGAGCAGGAGGAAUUCUGUCAGCAGGAAUCGCACUAACCCUCACCGCCGGCGCUGGAGCUCACUGAGCGGGGGCACCACUGUUCCCGGGGGCGCAGCAGGGUCCGGCCCCCCGCCUGGCUCCGGACAGGUCUGCCUCCACGUGGGCAUGCAGGUCCUGCUCACCAGCGCCAACGACAUGGCGUCCAUCCGCUACCUAGGCACGGCAGACUUUGCCCCGGGCCUCUGGCUGGGUCUGGAGCUGCGGAGCCCCAAGGGGAAGAACGACGGCUCUGUGGGCGAGCGCCGCUACUUCAGCUGCCGGCCCGGACACGGCGUGCUGGUCCGGCCCAGCCGCGUCACGUACCGCGGCAUCAACGGGGCCCGCCUAGUGAACGAAAACAGCUGAGGACUGUGGGAGCCAGAGUGGGCUGGGUUGGGAGGACAUCUAAAGAAGUUUUGACUUUGUGUUUCUGAUCGAUUCAAAGCAAAAAUGAUCGUUUAAGCGUCUUCUCAGUUACAUAUUCCUUUGUACUCUUUCUGAGGUGUUGUAAGUUACAGCAAUAAAACUACCUAUUAGGAGCUCAAAUUUAAAAAUACUAAAUUCAAUUUAGAAAAAAAUAUGAGAUCAAGAAAGCACUUUAUGAAAUGAACUAUAAACUCUUAUUAGAAUUAGUCUGAGCAGGAUAAAAGGGGAAGUCUUAUUAAGACAUAACACACUGCACUACUAUAAUGUGAUUGCACUGCGAAAGGAUAUCUCUAUGAUGGAUCAGAGUGAGAUUAGGCGGAUGGUAUGGAUGUGCGUUUCUAUUACCCAGAGCUCUUUUUGCUUGCAGUAGAGAUGUGUGUCCGAUCAUUUAGAUAACGGUGAUGUAGCAUACUCUCCACAGAGCGCAUGUGUUUGUGACUGCGCUUCUGCGUGUGCAUGUGUGUAUUAAUUAAGAGCACUUUGAAACAAGAGAGAUGAUGGAUUGUUCCCGGGUCAUAUCUCCUGCAGAUAAUUGAUGGAAUUUGAGUCAGAUCUGGAUUUUUUUACUUUAUGAAUCAAUGUGAAUAAAACAGAUUUAAUUAAGCCCAGACCUACAGCAGAAUACAUCUGCUCCAACAGAAGUCCUUCCUCCUACGUACAACCCCCACAGACUGUACAGUAGGGCUGCGGUAGGCAGGGGUUUUUGCCGUCAAUUAGGAAAAAAAUAUCCAUAAUAACCUUUCAGCAUAUUAUUAGCCUUAAGCCUGAUAGCAGAUACGGUGAGUGGGAAGAGUUGCUAUUGGAGCAGUGGUAACUGUGCUUGCUACAAAGAUACCGAAAAAGUCUAUGAACUUCAGUGUUUGCAAAUGUGUUUCAGAGAGGGAUGAAAUGUUUUGUUGUUCGUUGACUACCCAUUACCAGAGGAUCACAGCUACGGAUAACCUGAACCUGAGUUAUUAUCAUAGAACUGCUGCUUUGUAAGGGAAACAGGAUAGCAAUCAGAGGAUUAUUUAUGAAAUAAAAGACUCGUAUAGGUCGGGGGAGGGGGGGAAGCUACAGGACGAGGGCUAUAUUUGAAAAUUCUGCAGCUUUUUUUCACCGUUUCCGGACGAAUUUUCUUUCCAAAUUUAGCCGUACAUAAAUGAUGGUUAUAUUGGCGCCAAUAUUCUACCAAUUGCUCCUUUGGCUAUGAUGCUGUUUUGGUAAGCUGUUGUCAUUGUAGAGGAAGUGAUGUCAUAUUGAGAUGGAAACACAUUUGGAGAUUGAAAGCCUGUUCAUGCUGGCUUGGGUUGAAUUUCUUUGCGAAAUGAAUUUGGAAACAUCUGAAUGUGUUUAGUAUCCGCGCUGACAGUUUUCCACUGCAGUAUGAUAUCUUCGAUUUGUUGGAGACCGCAUUUCAGAGCAGCGGUAUAAAUGUUUGUGACGCUUGAUUAAAGCUGCUCCACACAGGAUAUACGCAAUCAUCUCGUCUGAAGCCUUUCUGCAGAGAGCCAGCCAUCGAUUGUGCAUGAGGAAAACAAGCCCUCUGUUCAGCAAAACACUCAUGUAGCACCCAAUUAAAGUGUGCAGGCCACAGCUAGAGGUGCGGAAUCUCCAAUGGCCCUCUCAUUGAUCCGUCUGCUCACAGCCUGUGAUGGAGGACCGUGUUGGUCAGAGCUCAAGGUUUCUGAGAAAUCUGCCCGACAUCAGACGGAGGAAAUACAUUUCUGAGAUCCUACUGAAUUAUUUCUAUCACACAGAAAGCUCUUUUGCAUACGGGCCGUCCAUGUGAUCACUACUGUGGCAUUUGUAAGAGGUACAGAUGUCAUCUUCAGAAAGACUCGCUUAUUUUUGGUGUAUCUGCGAUUGUAUUACAGCAGAGUCAUUUCAGAUUCCACUGGUGUGUAUGAAUGUGUUUUGCCGCUGCGUUCCUGUGGGUAAUGGAUUUGUUGUUUUUCAUAAAAUUCCUGAUAUUUUAAUCUGAAGUGUGUGAGAGGGAUUUGGUCUGAUGCAUUUUUCAUGUUGUGGAAAAUACCAGUAUUUGUAAAGAAGAAAAUAAAAGACUAUUCUAAUUUGA